Strongylocentrotus purpuratus (purple sea urchin) is the source of this 3026-nucleotide messenger RNA. RefSeq names its product adhesion G-protein coupled receptor G2-like. Gene Ontology annotation, molecular function: G protein-coupled receptor activity. Gene Ontology annotation, biological process: G protein-coupled receptor signaling pathway; cell surface receptor signaling pathway. The record is from RefSeq and is a predicted model, not a curated record. Gene Ontology annotation, cellular component: membrane. Lineage: Eukaryota; Metazoa; Echinodermata; Echinoidea; Camarodonta; Strongylocentrotidae. The transcript is spliced from 5 exons. The coding region runs from base 1 to 1023 and encodes 340 amino acids.
AUGAGGGAUAUCAAGGGAAGUUUUGAAUCUCAAGUUAUUGAUCUGAUCAGUCGCAUCGGUUGCAUUGCAUCAAUUGUGUGUCUGUGUUUGACCAUUAGCAUUCUUCUGGGUUUUAGAAAACUGCGUGGAAAACGACCACAACAGAUCAUCGUUAAUCUUUGUUUCGCCCUGCUAUGUUUAUACGUCACUUUCGUCAUCGGUAUUGACCGACCGACCUGGGGGAUCAGCUGUACUUUGGUUGCUAUCCUAUUGCAUUACUUCUGCCUUGCAUCGCUUGCUUGGAUGGGUGUAGAAGCCUUCAGCAUGUACAUGUCAUUCGUCAGGGUUAUGGACACCUACAUACCCAAGUUACUCCUAAAGUGUUGUCUCGUCGGAUGGGGCAUCCCGUUUAUUGUCGUCAUAGCAACAGUUGCCAGUAAAUGGACAGCGUAUCAAAACUCUGACUACUGCUUCCUUUUACCCGGACCUUCUUUAUAUUUUGGACUGAUUCUGCCAAUCGGUCUGAUCCUCACCUGCAAUUGCAUCACCUUUACCAUUGUUAUCUAUAAGCUAACCUGUGGUAGGAAGACUUUCUCCGCCACCAGCACAAGGCUGUCCAAGAAAGAAAGGGUAGCCACAAUCCGGAUCGAAACCAUUCGUCGGGCACAAAAUGCUGUUGCAAUCGGGACGUUACUCGGUCUCACUUGGUCCUUUGGAUUCCUGGCUGUAGGUGAUGGUCGCUUAGCAUUCAGCGCCCUCUUCGCCACAUUGAAUUCUCUCCAGGGAGUCUUUGUCUUCCUCCUCUUUGGCAUCAGGCAACCUGAAGUGAAAGAAAAACUAAGGGCGACUCGGAUGCGACUGUUGCAGGGUGUAAGGUCUACGCGUAGAGGUUCAGACUUUUGGACCUCAUCGAGUGAAGCGCGCAUGGAUUCACGACCCUCUGACGUCACGAUUAUCCCAAUGGAGCAAACCACUGGCUUUACUGAACCAGUGCCUUCAAUGUGCCCCGUAAGAGAAGCGGUUGUAAUCGUUAAUUCCGGGUAGAAAUAUGAUGUUUUAUAGAAAGUGACAGUUUAGCCUUGUUAUAAAAAUUAAACAAUUAAGUCUUCUACUACUAGUAUUACUACUACUUCUACUACUACUUCUACUACUACUACUGUAAAAGUAUGCGUGAGACGUAACGGACAUUAGAGUUGAGAAAAUGAAAAACAUGUUUGUAAUGGAAAAUUUACUGUUUGAAAAUAACAAGGCCUCAUGCAAGAUUUCCCCUUGGCCUAUCCCCAAUAUUUAUGUGAAUUGCGAGUCCCCAUAUGAUACAAUCUGAAUGCAUGUUACUAGAAAAAUCUACUACUAUCUACUAUGAAAUGAAAAAUAAAAAUAGUUAUCAAAUGAAAUCAAAUAAGACGAAAAUGAUAUAGCCCUAUCACGAAAAUGAUAAUUACACAUCAAAUAAAUGACUGAUUUAUCGAAAUUUUGACGAGUUUAUUUAUCACUUCUAGUUAGGGUCACAUUGUAUGUCUUAAAACAUUGUAACAAUGCUCAUCAUGCCCAACAGCGUGAUUUUUUUAAUUUUUAAAGGGGGCCUAAUUUGUAAAAAAAAAAAAAAAAAAUUGUUGUCAUUGAAGUGUACCUUGAGAACUUUAGUAAAAUAAAAUCAAGUGAUAUAAUUUUAUGCUCUUAUCAUUGAUAGCUUUUGCAUACUAAUAACUUUCCCAUAUUGAUGGUUUUUGAUAAUUAUAUUUGAUUAAUAAGUUAUUGUAGUUGAAAGGUUUUACUUGAGCGAUGUGUCUCCUUUUACUGGUUUUUAGCUUUAGCCGAUUGUCAGUUUUUGAAAUGUGUCAUCUUAUUCUAAAAAUACUUAAUUAUUGGCUUCUUCUGCUUCGCAAAUGCUUCAUUAAACUGUGGAUCUAUAGGUAUAACUGUCAUGUGGAUUGAAUAGUCAAUUUGCAAAAUAUAAAGAGCAAUUUUAAAAAAUGCAUUGAAUGGGAGGGGAGUUUAAUCAUAUUCUCACAAGUUUUUCUCAUAGAAUUACAAUUUGUAUUACAAAUUAAUUGUCUUAAGGGUUACCAAAGAACUUUUAUAUUGAUUUUCUGAUAAAAUAAACCUUUAUCACCAAGAACUUACUUUGAUAGAACAUCUUGAAAAUCAGAAAAAUUAAUGAAAACAACACUUCCACAGCUGCAAUGAUGCGUACAAAAAAGUGUCAUGAUGAAUCUGUGUGCACUAGGGUCUUAAUAUAUAUUUUUUUAUUGUCUUGUGGACGUUGUUUGUCCAAUACAUUUGGAUAUACAGCGUUAUUCACUCCUAUCCCACAAUACAGAGAGACAAUUUCCAUCUUAAACUAAUCCGGACAGUUUUUGCCAUUAAAACAAAAAUUAUAGCGGAUCCUCUUUUUGGAAUGGUUUGGAUUCGGAUCGUCAUAAUUUCAGUAACAUAAUUAUGUUACUGAAAUUAGAACUACCUAUGAACAUAAACAAUGAAGAAAAAAAGUCUCAUACUAAAGAGAAAGCUUCAGGGGGCAAUUAUCAGGACACCGAUCGAUGGUUAUUCUCAAAUCCCUAAGACGCGGAUAAAUGGGGCUACUACGAUACUGCAAUCUACUAUGAUCGUGACGUCAUAAAAUCAUUGAUUUGCGAAAUCUUCAAAAGAAAAAAAUGUGAAAUAUAUCAGGUUUCUUUAACCAACGACUCUCUGAAUCACGAAGAACAUCAAAAUAUAUCAUUCUGUUUAAUUACUUAAUCUACAUCUUUCUAAAUAUUCAAACUACAGAACGUCUCAAUAUAAACAUAAUGUCAAUUCAAUAAAAGCAGUGACAAAAUUAGCAGUCCAAGUUAUAAUUUCCAUUUGUUUUAAAUAGCGCCUAGGGCCAUUCCAUGGUAGCAGCGACCGUGGAAAUCUCAGAAUAUACGAUUCCAAACGGAUACUGCAAAUCGGUCGAUUGUAGUCACGAAACAUGUUUUAAGACUAAAGUAAUAUCAGUCUUGAGAGGGUAAUACAAUAUAACGAGUUUAUCAUUUAACAUUUCAUCACUUUAGACUCGAUUUCAA